Messenger RNA from Nannizzia gypsea CBS 118893, 333 nucleotides. RefSeq lists its product as hypothetical. The record is from RefSeq and is a predicted model, not a curated record. The coding region runs from base 1 to 333 and encodes 110 amino acids. The transcript is spliced from 3 exons. NCBI's taxonomy places the organism in Eukaryota, Fungi, Ascomycota, Eurotiomycetes, Onygenales, Arthrodermataceae.
AUGAAGAAACACGAAAAACAAACUAGGACCGGGCGUCUUUACUGUGCUGGGGCCGAAGUGGAGAUGACGAACAAGGGGGGGAGAGGAGGCACCUGGGUGACAGCUAAGGUGUCAACUUCGGUCAAGGCUCCGAUGAGGCGCCCUUUGCAAGCUGUGCCAUCUCGUACCACAUAUUGCAGGCUGCAUCGUAAAGCACAGAAGCACAGCACAGCACAGGACAGCACAGGGCCGGCCCAGCCUGGCUUGUCUCUCGUUUAUUUUGAAAGUAUAUCUUACGAAGGUUGCGCGAUGAGGAAACAGAAACAAGCACAAGCAAGCAGACGCAUGGAAUAA